AUGACGCUAAAGGCUUCCGAUUCCUCAGCUCACAAACGGCUCGCGGCUUCAGGGCCUUCGCACAUGGAUAACCUUCCUGAUGAGAUUCUCACCUGCAUACUAGAGAAGGUUGUCGCUGGCGCCAACUCUUCCGCUGACGUCAUCAACGUCCUCCUCACGUCCCGUCGCAUGUGCGAACUCGGCACGCAGGCCCAAGUGCUCCAAAAAGUGUCGCCUCUCGCGCUCGCAAUGCGGGCACAGUCGCUCUCCGAAGGGUCGCACAGGUUCUUGCAAAAGUGCGCGAUUUCCGGCAACACAGACGCCUGCUACAUUCUCGGCAUGAUUAAGUUCUACUGCCUUGGGGAUCACCAGCAGGGAGCCACGCUAUUGGCCAAGGCGGCUCUCGCGGCGCACCCGCACGCGCUGCACUCGCUCGCCAUCAUCCACUUAAACGGCAGCGGCGGCACGCGCUACGACCGCGACCUGGUCGCGGGAGUUCUGCUCUGCGCGCGCGCCGCGGCUGCGGGACACGUGGAGGCGCUGCGGGAAUUGGGACACUGCCUGCAGGACGGGUACGGCGUGCAGCGGGAUAUUCCCGAGGGCCGCCGAAUGCUCCAGGAGGCGAAUGUGCGCGAAGCUGCGCGCGCGCUCGCCUGCUCCGUCGCGAUGCCGCGGUGUGCUGCUCCGUUAGUAACCCCUGGCGGUGCCAUGUCGCAUUGCGGGGCGACUGGGAUGACAGAGAUGACUGGGAUGACUGGGAUGUCUGGGAUCAGUGGGACGAGCGGAGCGACGGUUUGCAGUGGCGUGCAGGUGACUCCACCUGCCGCUCUCCCAGUGGCUUCGGCUGGCGCCGGCUCUCCCGGUUCCAAAGAAAACGUUGCAGUGGGUGUGAAAGAGAGCAGCAGGAAGGCCGAUGCGCACGUUCCGAGAGCCCAAGUGCUGACGCGUGCUGCUGCAGUUUCAAGCACGUUUGCACGUCAGCACGCGUGUGCCACAGGUUCCUGGAACCACGGACGGAGCAGUGACGCUUCUGGCGUGGCUGGCACGUCGCACCAAGCGGAAAUCGUACUCCACCGCGUCUCCUCCGGUUCGAGAGUCGACUUGAGCGCGCUGCAGAGCAUGGGGAGCCCUGAAAGCGUGGCGAGACCAAAUGAAUCGCCGACUCUCGAGGCAGGGGGGAUGGAGAGAGCGGGUCAUGAUGGGCAGCCUCCGCAGCAGUCUGGGCUGCAUCAGCCGCAGAACCAACAGUCUGAUCGCCAGUCCCAGCACGGGCAUCAGUCUAGCAUCCAGCACUCUGAAGCACAAGCAUCUGGUCGCGGUACCCAUGCGCCUGUUGGUGCUACUACAAUUCCUGGUGGACUGGCAUGGGCUCGUGCCGCUGCCUGA
This is a messenger RNA of Closterium sp. Yama58-4, 1365 nucleotides long. The record is from the annotation of a GenBank genome assembly. NCBI's taxonomy places the organism in Eukaryota, Viridiplantae, Streptophyta, Zygnematophyceae, Desmidiales, Closteriaceae.